AUGCCAAAGUUGAGGGAGAUUCUGCUGGCGCGGGCAAAGGAACCUGCCAAGAUCCAUCCACUGGAUCGCACUCCGACGGAACCUGUGCUUCCGGCAUCUGCGCAUGCGGCGCCCAAGGCGCCAGCCUCGCAGAAGACAUCGCUGCCACCUUUACAUCCAGCUCCUCGUGCACCCGGGAACCCGGGGAGAACGGGGAAGGUUCGGCCUCCAAAGCCUGAGGUCACCCAGCUUCCGCCACUGCAAAAUCCCAGAGCUGGUAAGGUUCCUGCAUACCUGAAGCGACGGCAGGCCGAGCUGGCGGAACACAGGCGCCGAGCAGCAAAUCCGCCGGAGCCGAAACCGCCUCCAGGCUACAGCCUUAAGUGCUCAGAAGUAUCUGCUCGAGACGAAUGGCCGUUGCCCCGGCCCCGCACUCAGGAGAUCACCGUGAGCACACUGGGUGGCCCCUUAUGCACUGUUCACUCCCAGCCGGACUGGUUCGGUCGAGAUCUGAAGGCCGCGAUAGCCGAGCUCACCAAAACGGCUCAGAGCCGCAUGAAGCUCCUCUAUGGCAGCAGGCUCAUCCGAAACGUCGACCCGCUGACGGAGGUUCUACCUGCAGAGGAGCCAACAGUCGAGAUCUUGCUUGUGCGGCAGUCCUACGACAUUGACUAUUGGCUGGAUGAGAUCAGCAACGACUACAAGCGGUUGCGCAAAGCACCAGAGGAGCUCAAAGCGGACCGGGAUGUGGUUCUUGCUGCUAUGGAGCAGAAUGUGCAGGCAUUCAAGUUUGCCUCCGACGCGCUGCGAGCAGACAGAGAUGUUGCGAUGAGAGCGCUGAAAAAAGACAUCUCCCUUGUGGACUUCAUCGACAUGGAUCUUUGGGAAGACAGCGAGUUGAUGGAGGCCGUGGUCCCCUACCGCCUUUGGAUGUACAGGCAGCUCUCGAUGGAGGUGAAGAGCCAGAAGGAGUUGACGAUGAAAGUCCUGGAGCAGCAAGGCGAAUGCCUGCAACAUGCCCCAGCGACCCUACAGGCCGACCGUGAGAUUGUCCUCCUAGCUGCCAGGCACGUCUCCAAGAAGUCCUGCUGGAACUUGCUGAGCAUGAUUGGUGCGGCCCUUCACUCUGACAAGGAGGUGGUCAUUGCUUGCGCCGAGAACGGAUGUUCGCGCAUGUCGGAUCUGCACAAAGACCUGCAGGCCGACGAGGAGGUGCUUCGAGCCCUUGUUGCUGGAAACCCCAUGGAGCUUGAACACAUGCCAGCCUCCAUCAAAGCGGAUCGAGAGUUUGUGUUGGAGCUCCUUUCUCGGAACGGGGACGCCCUACAGUUCGCCGGUGACUUUCGGGAUGACGGCGACUGUGUCGAGGCUGCCGUGCUGAAGACCCCGAUGAACUUGCGAUGGGCAUCCACGCGGCUUCGGGGUGACAGGGAUUUGGCUCUGAAGGUCUUGAAUGCCGUUGUUCCGAUAAACUGGCAUGAACGUGCCGCUGGGGUCGGCGUGACGCCCCUUCAGUACAUGUCCAGAGAGCUGCGAGGCGACAAGGAGUUGGUUCUGCUUGCCGUGAAACAGUAUGGUUCUGCCCUACAGUUUGCAGAGUCAGCUCUGAGAAUGGACCGCGAGGUGGUGAUGGCUGCCAUCGGCGAGGAUCCCAUGGCCCUUGAACACGUGCUCAGCCCAGCCGACAUGCGAAACCGCCCGGAUCGGAGCAAGACAGGUAAGGCCGGCUACAAGCAGAAACAGGGCACCGAAGCUGAUUUGCUUCAAGAUGUCGAGCUGCUGGCGAAAGCCCUGAAGCGAAACUCGAGGGCUUUGGUGUUCUGCCCAAAGCACCUCCGCCAAGAGGUGCAGGAGUUGGCAGGAAAGAAGACGUGA
Messenger RNA from Symbiodinium sp. CCMP2456, 1854 nucleotides. The record is from the annotation of a GenBank genome assembly. Lineage: Eukaryota; Dinophyceae; Suessiales; Symbiodiniaceae.